GAAAUUUUUUAGGGGUUUAAGCGAAAAAGCCUUCCACUGAGUUCUUCAGGGGUUUAGGGUUUUGUGGUGACUGCAAAUUGAAUUAAAUAUCUCUUGUGUUAAUUUUAGACGGUAUCAAAAUUAGCAUCAAAACUAUUUAUCCGAUUAGUAUCAUCCCAAAGUUUUGGAGAAUUCAGCAGAGAUGCCUUCGAGACCCAAGAAGAAGCAUUCAAAUACAUCACCGGGACUGUCAAACUCCGGGCAGUCGGAAUUCAGCGAGGAAGAUGCACGGCUUUGUCUAGAAGAAGCCUCGAGCAGAUUCCCUUCCGUAAUUGGUCAAUCAGCGUUUAUUGGUCGAGUCACCGAUGUCGAGUCUGAUUCUAAAGCUUGUAAAGUUUGGAUUUCUGAGUCUUCUAUGGUUGCUCACUCACUUUCCCCUGGCUCUAUUGUAUCGCUUUCUCUUGCUGCAUCAGGGAGAAAAUAUACAAGCCCUCUUAGCUCAAUUUAUGGUGAAUGCUCAAGGAAGUUUGAGUUUGAGUGUCCUGAUGAAACAGACCAUGGAAUCGGGAACUAUUUUGCUUUUGCUGUUGUUCUCCCUUCUUGUAAGACUUCCAAGGAUGAGGUUCGGUUAUCUUCAAGCCUUUCUGAUUCAAUGGGAGGUCCUGCUUCAGGAAGGGUUAUUUUUAUUUACCCUUUACAAAAUCAGUUUCUAAGUGGUCUUACAAACGGCGACCUUAAUCCUGGUGGUCGAAAAAUUGACACACUUACAUUUCACAAGUGUUAUGAGCUGCACUUGGAGCUGGUUCUUAGUAAGAAUAGGGUACAACUGAUAAGUGAUUUGAUGUCAUCAAUGAAUUAUUCUGAAAAAAUGCACGGAGAAUCUGAUAAUGGGAAGAUAUCAUCUCCCAGGACGCCAAUGUGUCAACCAAAGCUAAGCAUUUCAUGUUCUAUUCUAUCAGGUCCAUCAAAAGGCAAAGAGGCAAUAUCUAAUUUAUCCAAUCAAAAUCAGACUCAUGUUGGUUCAUUUGAUAUCAAAGAGGUUUUAAAGGAUGAAAAUGUAAACCAACUUUUGCAGGCUUGUGUUACUUCGUGGUUGCAUUCUCGUAUUCUAUUAUGUGGAAAUAUUGUGGCUAUCCCUAUACUUUCGCAGCUUUGCAUUUUCCGUGUCAUAAGUGCUAAUGAAUUGCUGGGAGACAAACAUUUGACAAAAGAAAGAGGUAAUGGUGUUCUUCCUAAGUCCCCCGAACCAGUUGAGUAUUUAAAAAAUGCCUUUUCCAUAAAUCAUGAUACAAAAGUGUACUUACAUCCACCCAAGAAUUCAGCAAUUGAAACUCCCUACAAGAGCAGUAUGCCAUAUAUGCAAACUGAGAGGGAGCGUGUGGAAAAUAUUGUGGGAAAUGAGGUCAAAAUAUUGGGUGGCCUGGAUAAAGAAUACGAUGUUCUGAAGAAUCUAAUUAUGUCAACCAUGGAGAAUAAUGUGUCGAGUUAUGGUUUACGACCAGUAAAGGGAGUACUUCUUCAUGGCCCGCCUGGAACAGGGAAGACCUCUUUGGCUCGAUUAUGUGUACGUGAUGCUGGUGUCAGCCUUUUCUCUGUCAACGGACCUGAGAUAAUUAGUCAAUAUCAUGGAGAAAGUGAGCAGGCAAUCCAUGAAGUGUUUUCUUCAGCUAGUCGAGAUGCACCUGCUGUGGUGUUCAUUGAUGAGUUGGAUGCUAUAGCACCAGCUCGGAAAGAUGGAGGUGAAGAACUAUCUCACAGAAUGGUAGCUACAUUACUGAAUUUGAUGGAUGGAGUAUGUAGGAUUGAUGGGGUACUUAUAAUUGGUGCUACAAACAGACUUGAUAGCGUUGAUCCUGCAUUGAGACGGCCUGGAAGAUUUGACAGGGAAAUUGAAAUCGGUGUCCCGACACCAAAGCAACGAUUGGAGAUAUUGAAUGCACUUCUCAGUCGAAUGAAGCAUGAACUUUCAGAUUUGCAAGUCCAACAACUUGCUGUGGCUACACAUGGCUAUGUGGGUGCUGACUUAGCUGCUCUAUGCAAUGAGGCGGCAUUGAUUUGUCUCAGGCAGUAUGCUAAGUACAGAAAAUUUCAUAAUAAUUUGCAUUUUAUUGGAUCAUCUACAGUAUAUGAAACUCAUUUCGAAAGCAUGCAGAAAGGAUCUAGUUAUGCAUGUGAAGAUUCCGCAUCUUCAAUUCCCCAAGCUUUGCCCGCUUCCUUGGAGAAUAGCAUUACUACUAGUGAGACAAUUAAAGUAGGUGGAGGAAAUAUGUUGAGUUUCGGAUUUGAAGAUUUUGAGAAGGCAAGAAUGAAAGUGAGGCCUAGUGCCAUGCGGGAGGUAAUGCUCGAGGUUCCAAAUGUUAAUUGGGAAGAUGUAGGUGGCCAAAAGGAGGUAAAAGCUCAAUUGAUAGAAGCAGUGGAAUGGCCUCAACAACAUCAAGAUGCAUUCCAACGGCUUGGUAUAUGUCCUCCAACAGGAAUAUUGAUGUUUGGUCCUCCUGGUUGCAGCAAAACUCUCAUGGCACGUGCUGUAGCUUCUGAAGCUGGAUUAAAUUUCUUUGCAGUGAAAGGGCCAGAACUUUUUAGCAAAUGGGUUGGUGAAUCAGAGAAGGCUGUGAGAUCUUUGUUUGCAAAGGCCAAUGCCAAUGCACCGUCAAUCAUUUUUUUUGAUGAAAUUGAUGGUCUUGCUGUUACUCGUGGGAAGGAAGGUGAUGGGGUUUCAGUUUCUGAUAGGGUUAUGUCUCAACUUCUUGUUGAAUUGGAUGGUUUGCAUGAAAGGGUUAAUGUUACUGUUAUUGCUGCCACGAAUCGCCCUGACAAGAUUGAUCCUGCCAUUUUGAGACCAGGCCGAUUUGAUCGUCUUCUAUAUGUUGGACCUCCAAAUAUAACUGAUAGGGAAGACAUAUUUCGCAUCCAUUUGCGUAAAAUUCCUUGCAGUUCUGAUGUUUGCAUAGAAGAGCUAGCUCAUCUUACUGAGGGAUGUACUGGAGCAGAUAUAUCAUCCAUUUGUCGGGAAGCAGCAAUUGUAGCCAUUACGGAGAGCACUGAUGCUUCAGAAGUAACAAUGCAACAUUUAAAAACUGCAAUCACGCAAGCCCAACCAUCAGAUUCAGAGUCUUAUCACGAGCUGUAUGCACAAUUUCAAAGGGUUGUUCCCUCUAAUCAAAGACAGGUUCAGUUAGAAGAAAACUCAAAGAGCUCAAGCAGCUUAAACAAGUUCUGCUUCUGGUUUCUUUUAAACGCUGCAGCAAUUUGCUUUGCAGCGCAAGCUGUGAGCACAUACUUUUUUGACGAGUGAGAUCAAGAAUUAUCGCACGAUAAAGGCAAAUUCAAGUAUAAGAUAGGACAAGGAAUAGGUGAAGAAAUAGAAAAUAUUAUGUAUAUUGCCAUCAAACUCUAAUUUUGUUUUUUCAUAAGUUGGUAAGACGGUUAUGGGUCUCAUGUGGGUUUCUUUCUGCCCAUUUUCCAUUUUUGUUCCUAUUAAUCAAUGCAAUCAAUGCAAUAGUAAUGCUAUUUUAUAA
Messenger RNA from Mercurialis annua (annual mercury), 3497 nucleotides. RefSeq names its product calmodulin-interacting protein 111. Gene Ontology annotation, cellular component: chloroplast; cytoplasm. The transcript is spliced from 11 exons. The record is from RefSeq and is a predicted model, not a curated record. Bases 182 to 3274 code for a protein of 1030 amino acids. Gene Ontology annotation, molecular function: ATP binding; ATP hydrolysis activity. Lineage: Eukaryota; Viridiplantae; Streptophyta; Magnoliopsida; Malpighiales; Euphorbiaceae.